AUGUUUGUCGGGUCUGACGACUCGGGGUCGUCGGAUCUAACGUCCUACUACUACAUCGGCUGCGACAACAGGCACGAGCUGGGCUCAGACGCCCUUGUCUUCUGGCGGAACCGACGCCUCCUUCACCGGCUCCUCGGCUCCCGUGGUCAUCAUCUUUUCAGAAAUGACCCUCGGUUUCUUCGAAUGUGGAGGAGGUAUCUCUCCUUCAUCAUUGGUCAAAUAAAUUCGAACAUAUCAUCAAAACGGAUGAGGCUAUCGGCCCCGGCCCUCCGCAUCGCUCCCAGCCCCGUCCCUCCGAUUCGCCGCCGGCCGCCGCCUCCCUCUGAUUCGUGCUCACAGUCUUCAACGCCACCCACGUCGACACCUACGCCGUGCUCCACGGCACCACCGCCUUCAACGCCGCCCACGUCGACACCUGGAACGGCACCACCUUCAUCGUCCCCGUCAUCGGCGCCUUCCUCGCCGACAGCUGCUGGGGGAAGUACAACACCAUCGUCGCCUCCCUCCUCUUCUACCUCGCCGGCCUGGUGCUGCUCGCCCUGUCCGCGGGGAUCUCGCCGCUGCGGCCGGCGUCGUGCGAGGGGAUCUCGUGCCCACAGGCCACCGGGAAGCAGUUCUCCUCUUCUUCGCGGCGCUGUACCUGACCUCCAUCGGCACGGGGGUGUCAAGUCGGCGCUGCUCCCUUUCGCGGCGGAGCAGUACGACGUGGACGGCGGCCCGGAGCAGGCGCCGAGGAAGCAGUCCUUCUUCACCUGGUUCUUCGGCGCCAUCAACCUCGGCAUCUUCGUCACCGGGACGCUCGUGUCCUGGCUGCAGCAGAACGUGUCAUGGGCGCUCGGCUUCGGGGUCUCCGCCCUCUGCCUGCUCCUGGCGGCGAUUGGCUUCCUGCCCGGCACGCCCUGGUACAGGAUUCAGCGGCCCGUCGGCCACAGUCGCGCCUACUCCUCCAUCGCCCCUCCGCCGACCGUUGCCGUUGCCAGGUGCUCACACUCGCCGGUAGAGAUGCGUCCCAGAACGACGACGUGGGUCACCGGCGGGGGUACCCGACUACCCGGCAUCGUCAAUGACAAAGGUGGGGCUUGAGCUCGUCUCUGGCGACGCGACAAGACAGCUUUUUUUUUUUAAUUUUGAAACUAGCCUUUGCCGUGUUGGUUGUAAAACACUCGGCAAAGGGUGCAGGGUAGUGCCGUGUGAGUCCUCCAAGGCACACGGCAAAGGUGGCCUGACGUAGCACCGUCAGUUAGGUGGAGAAACCGUGAAGUUAAUUUUUGCCGUGUUCUUCAAAGUGAGGCACACGGCAAAGGCUUUGCUGUGUUCCACGCGGAAAGGCACACGGCAAAGGUUCUUUGCCGAGCUGUUUUUCGCCGUGUGAACUUUGCUGUGUUCCGCCACACAGCAAAGGCUUUGCCGUGUUCCGAAGGGCCUUUGCUGUGUAUUUUGCCAACACGGCAAAGUCGUGUUUUCCCGUAG
Lolium rigidum is the source of this 1470-nucleotide messenger RNA. RefSeq lists its product as uncharacterized. NCBI's taxonomy places the organism in Eukaryota, Viridiplantae, Streptophyta, Magnoliopsida, Poales, Poaceae. Gene Ontology annotation, biological process: transmembrane transport. Gene Ontology annotation, cellular component: membrane. The transcript has 3 exons. The coding region runs from base 1 to 1083 and encodes 360 amino acids. Gene Ontology annotation, molecular function: transmembrane transporter activity. The record is from RefSeq and is a predicted model, not a curated record.